AUGGAGAAAACAUCUGAAAGUAAUGUGAAAAAAUUAGAGAAACGUUUAAUGCGACGAUUGAGUGCUUCAUCACUUGGUCAUUCAACAGGAUUUGACUAUAAACAUUGUACAAAACAUUUAUGGAAAAUAUUGAAAAAAUCUGUCAAGACACAUGAGUUAGAUUUAAGUUUUAUUCUUUGUUUUAUGUCAUUGUAUAAUUCUGUACAACGUGUAAUACUUGUUCAUGAUCUUGAUUUUGAAUAUAACUAUAAACUUAUUGAUAUGGUCCUUGAACAACCAGAAUCUCCCAUACGUUCAUGUACAUUAGCUAUGUUAAUUGAACCCAUUGAAUUAUAUGUACGUGAUUUUCAUGAUUUGCUUAUCUUAAAAUCAAAUGAUGAAAGUAAUUUUGACAUAUCAAGAAAGUUAGUGCAAAUCUUAUUAGCAUUAGAUAAUGAUGACACAUACAACUUCAAAGCUACAUACAAAAUUUUAUUUGAAAAUUCUAUUGAAACAGACGUCGAAGUUGUUCAAGGUGAAAAAACUAUUAUGUCAAAAUUACUUAUUCAAUUACUUGAAGGACAACGUAAUGAAGAACUUAUUCAUUCGAUAUCAACACCAAAAUUAAUUGCUAAAAAAUUAUCUGAAGCUAGUGAAAAAGAUACACCUAGUAUCGAUUAUGAUACAUUUAUAAAAAUUUUUACGCAUGAUGCUUUUUCACAGUUAUCAGCCAUAUUUGAUACAUAUGAGGAUAAAUACGGAAGUUCAAUACAAGUAGCAAUUGAACAUCAAUGUCAAGGUAAUAUUGAAGCCGAAUGUUUUCAAGACAUAGUUGAAUAUACACGAUCACCAUCUGGUUAUCAUGCUAAAAUACUUCAACAAGCGUUAGAUAAAAAACCAAUUGAUUAUAUAACAUUAAUAAGAACUAUUAUUGGUCAUGAAGACAAAGAUUUAUGUGAAAUUAAAUUAGAAUAUUCAAAAAUGUAUGAUGAAACCCUUUAUCAAACAAUAGAAGAUCGUAUUGAUAUUGCAGAAAGAAACGACUUAUUGGCUAUGAUGGUUGUAAUUAAGAAAUAUUUAACGUCAAAUGAUAGUGAAGAAGUUUGUUCUGAUGAUAGGGAUAAUAGUAGUCUAACUAGAAGAGCAUUACGUUCAAUAACAUCGAGGGUCAUGGAAAUCAAAAACAACUGUUCAUUUCAUGCUUUUGAGAAAUUUUUUCAAAUAUUUAAAAUAAGACAUUCAUAUUAA
Molecule: messenger RNA, 1227 nt
Organism: Rotaria sp. Silwood1
Lineage: Eukaryota; Metazoa; Rotifera; Eurotatoria; Philodinida; Philodinidae
Source: the annotation of a GenBank genome assembly